Messenger RNA from Debaryomyces fabryi, 786 nucleotides. Its product is annotated as dihydrodipicolinate synthase family protein. Gene Ontology annotation, molecular function: 4-hydroxy-tetrahydrodipicolinate synthase activity. Bases 1 to 786 code for a protein of 261 amino acids. The record is from RefSeq and is a predicted model, not a curated record. Lineage: Eukaryota; Fungi; Ascomycota; Pichiomycetes; Serinales; Debaryomycetaceae. The transcript has a single exon.
AUGGGGUCCACUGGAGAAAAUUCACAUUUGACUCGCCAGGAACGAUUUUCCAUUAUUUCAACAAUCCAUAAAGAGUUGCCUGGUUUCACUUUAAUUGGCGGUAUCGCACAAAACAGCGUGGAGGAUACCUUAGACGAAAUCGAAUCUGUCAAAACUGCUGGGGCAAAAUAUGCGGUUGUAUUACCUAGCAAUUACUUCGGUGCUUCUAUUAAACAAGGUGGAAUCUUCGAUUGGUAUACAGAAGUUGCAAAUAAGUCGUCUUUGCCAAUACUAAUAUAUGUAUAUCCCGGAGUCUCUAAUAAUAUUUUUAUUGAUCCCAGAACUAUCAAGAAAUUGUCUUACAAUCCAAAUAUUGUAGGUACUAAAAUUUCAUACGGAGAUGUAUCCCACCAUACCCUAAUUGGUUUAGAUAGUGACAUUGCUAAAAAUAAUUUCAAUUGUUUUACUGGUUUAGGUCAGAUCUUGCUCCCUGCUUUAGUUGUUGGCUUUAAAGGGACAAUUGAUGCUUUGAGUGGGGCUACGCCAAAGAUUUAUAUUGAAAUUUUAAAGUUAUUCAACAAAGGAGAAUACGAAAAAGCUUCCCAUUUGCAACUCAUUGCCACUAGAGGAGAAGAAUUGGUCGUGAAAUUCGGUGUGAUUGGCAUUAAAAAGGCUAUUUUAACAGCCACUGGAAUAGGUGAGACACAUUUGGGUCGUGUUCCACUAAAUCAAGAUCUUUCCGAGGGAGAAUGGAAUGAAUACAGUGACUACCUUUCGGAACUAAUUAACAUAGAAAAGACCUUAUAA